GCAAACGCGGUUACUUAAAAAUGUUAGGCUCUUAAUGAUCCUUUUAGGGGUAGGGAGAUUAGAAAUACCAAAUACUUCUAAGUUUCUACCUGUAUGCUACAGGAUUUAUUCAGUUAUAAUACAGAUAUUUUACGCGACAUUCGUUAUUAAUUUAUCAGUGGAAUUAUUUAUACUGUUUAAAACUGAUAUUCCAACAGCCCUUGAAAAUAUGUCGAGAUUUAUCUUCGUCAUCCUGUUGAUAGUAAAAGUGGGAAUGUGUCAAACUGAAAAAGUGGUCGAACUAUUGAGACGUUCUCAGUUAGAAGAAGAUGAAAUAAUUUGUCAAAAAGAUUAUCAAAUAUCGAAAGUUUAUAAGAUGCAUGCACUAUACGGCUUUAAAGUUAAUCUUACACUUUCGGUCACUGCUGUCUCAUCUGCAGUUACGUUGUGUAUACUUGGUAUUCAAGCGAGCUAUCAGUUUUCUCGAGAACACGUAAAUACGAACGACACUUCAGAAACAAUCGACAAACCUCAACUGUUACCGCUGUGGUAUCCAAUUAUAGACAAGAAUAAACGUCACAUGCUGGUUAUGUCACACCAGAUUGUUCAGACGCUCUUAACUAGUUUAUUUAGUAGUUUGGUGCAAACUUUUACUAAUUCAUUACUGAUUUUUCUUAGAGCCCGGUUACAGAUUUUGCAAAUUCGUUUUGCCAAUUUUAAUAGCAUGCAAGUCGGCGAAACUUCUAACCAUGGGGAUAAUAUACCGCCGAUGACAUUAAAACAACUAUGUGUAAAUCAUCAACAACUUAUUUCUUCUAUCAAAGAGUUAAACGACUCGUUGAAAGGUAUACUGCUUCUAGAAUGCAGUGUUACUUCUAUUCUUCUUGCCGCUUUGCUGACACAGAUACUAUGGCGGAGAUAUCUAGCAUUCAAUGUGGUAUAUUUUUUGCUAGUUGUGCUUCAAAUAAUGGCAUUAUCAUACAAUUCUAACGAAAUUGUCGUUCAGAGUUCGCAAUUAUCCAACGCCUUAUAUGAAAGUAACUGGUAUACCCACGGACGAAAAUUGCAAUCCUUGCUUUUGGUGAUGAUGAUGCGAUGUCAGAAACCACUGGUACUAACUGUGGGCCCACUUGGACCCAUGACUACUCAAGUUGGGGUUUCGGUUUCUAAAAGUAAGAUAGAAUCGAAUAUAUCACAAAUCGAAAUCGAUUCUAAUGAUCGCAGAAUUCAUAUUGCCACGCAAAUAGCCAAUCCGCUCAUAGUGUCGGGAGGCGUCUUGAUACUAAGGCUAAUGAACAUGACGCUAAUAGGCCAAUUCUUACCAAAUAUUUUUCAAAGAAUCAACAACAUACAGGACAUUAUGUGCAUUAAGGAUAUUAACGAAAAAGAUUAUACUCACAUGAAAAUUAUAAUUACCUUGAUGGUGACGAUAUCCGUACCAUUCCAGAUAUACUAUUUGAUCGCAAUUAUUCCGAAUAACUGGAUUUCUUUAGUUAUGUUUGGAUUCAAUUUUUACAAUAGUUUUUCCGCAACGUGCUUAGAGUUUCAGUUCACUCACGUGUGUCUCAUUUUGAGAAAUAGAUUUAAACUUAUAAAUAGUUGCAUGAACCGUUUCAAGAAUGAAAAGUAUGCACUCAAGAGCUCGCGCUUAAGAGAAGAUGAAUUGUUCAUCAUUCAGACAGUAAAUCGUGAUCGAUACAUAUCAAAAAUAAUUGACAUGAGAACAUGUCAUCAAAAACUUUCUGAAUGCUGCAGAGACCUCAAUAAGCUAUUUGGAGCUCAGCUUUUAAUAACUUUAUGUUGUUGUGGUGUGAGCGCAUUACUAAACUUUUAUUUCGCUAUAUUUGGCGGUUUUGGACAAACUUCUUUAAUUGCAGCCGCACAUCAGGAAAGUCGCACUUGGGCUGAUGUCUUUUGGGCACUAUACUUUCUUUUGAGAUUCCUUGACGUGUGUGGAGCAGCAGAGUUUCUUUGCCGUGAGACAGAUCGUACGAAAUCAAUAAUUUCAGAGCUCUUACAUGAGUGUCGGAACAACAGAGUUAAAGAAGAGGCAAGUUAA
Cylas formicarius (sweet potato weevil) is the source of this 2038-nucleotide messenger RNA. RefSeq lists its product as uncharacterized. Bases 35 to 2038 code for a protein of 667 amino acids. Gene Ontology annotation, cellular component: plasma membrane. Lineage: Eukaryota; Metazoa; Arthropoda; Insecta; Coleoptera; Brentidae. The transcript is spliced from 9 exons. The record is from RefSeq and is a predicted model, not a curated record. Gene Ontology annotation, biological process: sensory perception of taste; detection of chemical stimulus involved in sensory perception of smell; sensory perception of smell. Gene Ontology annotation, molecular function: olfactory receptor activity; odorant binding.